This is a messenger RNA of Stereum hirsutum FP-91666 SS1, 1341 nucleotides long. RefSeq lists its product as uncharacterized. The transcript has 6 exons. Lineage: Eukaryota; Fungi; Basidiomycota; Agaricomycetes; Russulales; Stereaceae. The record is from RefSeq and is a predicted model, not a curated record. The coding region runs from base 1 to 1320 and encodes 439 amino acids.
AUGGCAGAGCCAUCAGUCAUCCUUGCAGAGGCCAUUAAGUCUAUCUCACAUGCUACCACCACGGCUUUACGGACGUACGAGCAAGGUGCACGCGCACAGAUCGCCCAAGCACAGGAAGAGAUUCGACAACUCAGACACGAACGCGAUCAGGCGGUAACGGAGGUGCACGUAUGCCGUCAACAGGAGCAGACAUGGCAGCAGGAGAUUUUGAAGUGGAAAGCGGCGAUUGAUCAGGCUGAGGUUGCAAAUUCACACCAAAUCGAGUUGAUCGAACAAAUACGGCGGGAAGCCCAGCAAUGGAAAGACCAAUAUCUACGCCUCGAAGAGUCGUCGCGUCAGGAGGCUCAAGGCUGGAAGGAUCAAUACACAAGAGUGGAGCAGGACCGUGCCAGGUUAUCUGGACGUCUCGAGCAGCUUGUAACCGAUCAACACAACCAUAUGUCCACUACACCUUAUGCCCCUAAGCCCAAUGGUGCAUCUGCCAUCAAUCCCCCCACUACAACCACAUUCACUAAACGAGCCUCCACCUCAUCCGUUGCUCCUUCUCUUCUGGCCUCUACCUCCACCCUUCCCCCUCAAACACCAUCAACACGAAGACCACGUUCGUCCACUGUACAGGAACCUAAAUACACUAUCCCACCCUCUGCCCCUUCAGCUCCUGCUCAGGUUACUGCGCCUAUACCUGCAACGAGCGGUCAACCGCUUGUUCAAAGCAGGGUCAUCCGCCGUGUGCACGCUGUGAUUAAUAUUCCAGUGAAAGAAGAGGACGAAGAUGAAGAUGACGGACACCCAUCAACGCAAACUCAGCCUCGACCUCGACAACCGACAUCUCCCAAGAAACGGCCCACCAGUCGUGUCAGUAAUGCAUCUGCCUCAAGGUCCUUAACAGGACGGGCAAGAAAGCAGCAGCCUGUCUCUGAAUCAGGAAGUGAAGACGAGGAGGAAUACGACGAGCAAGAUUACGAGGACGACGGCGAAGUGGACGAGGAUGCCGAUGCCGACGGUGACUAUGUAGAACCCAGAGCUGCGAAAAGUGGUAUAAGAAGGAAGAAGACUAGCCUUGCUGGUGCGCGGACAGGACGGCUUGCAGAGGAUGAGGAAGAUGAACUGGCUAUGGGCGCUGAGGACAAUCACGGUGAAGUAUAUGGCCAUCUUAACGUCGGUCCCCCCCGCGGUAGACCACGAAAUAAAACCACGUCGGCUCCUGCUCCAACUGCUCCUACUGCUACCCCCUCAUCGGCGAACAAACGGAAGCAACGUCCGUCAGAGGCAGCGGCCACGACACCUGCAAAGCCAGUCAAGGCUCGAAAAGCACGGUAGAUGCCGUCCAGCGACUCCAUC